AUGGGCGUCUUCUACGAAACCAUUCCUAAUAGCUUCAUCCCAUGGAUCAAGGAACAGCAAAUGCUCUGGGUGGGCACAGCACCCUUGUCAGGCGAAGGCCACAUCAACAUCUCACCAAAGGGAGGUCAGAACUUUGGUAUCCUGGAUGAACGGACGUUCUGGUACAUGGACCUUACGGGAAGUGGCGUGGAGACACACGCGCAUCUUCACGAACCAGGAAAUGGGAGGAUUUGCGUCAUGUUCAUGGCCUUUCAAGGCCCACCAAAGAUAGUGCGUAUAUGGGGCGAUGGACGCGCUCUCGAAAACGGAACACCAGAGUACUCUGCCUUUGUCUCGGACCACAAAGUCGAAACCAUCCCGGGUUCACGCAGCAUCAUCAUAAUCAACGUCCAUCAAUGUGGUACAUCGUGUGGCUUCAGCGUCCCCUACUACGACUUUGUCGGCCACCGCGACAUCCUAAACGAGCAUUUCAGGAAAAAGGACGCGAAAUACAGGGAGGGCGAGGAAAAGGAAUCCAUGGAUUACUACUGGGCGUGGAAGAGUCAGCUUAGUAUUGAUGGGCUGCCGGGUAUGAAGCGGGGAUAUGAGUUUGCGCAGAAACAUGGGGUUAAGCCGUUGAAGAAGAUGGUGGGGUCAUAUGCGCCGGGGAAGGGAGGAGUGAGGAGGAAGGAGGGGGUGGAUCCGAUGUAUCUGUUUGUGGUCUUGUUGUUGGGGAUGGUCAUUGGUGGGGCGAUGGCGUUGAGUGUUGUUACGCCGGAGAGGUUGAGGAUGUUGCAGGAGAAGGGGAUGGUUGUAUGA
Messenger RNA from Alternaria atra, 798 nucleotides. RefSeq lists its product as uncharacterized. The record is from RefSeq and is a predicted model, not a curated record. The transcript is spliced from 2 exons. NCBI's taxonomy places the organism in Eukaryota, Fungi, Ascomycota, Dothideomycetes, Pleosporales, Pleosporaceae. The coding region runs from base 1 to 798 and encodes 265 amino acids.